AUGUCAUCGACGAUGAACGAGAAUGAUGCUGUCGGAGACUUCAUACGCUCAGCGGAAGCCCUUUCUACAUCGGUCGAAAACCUCAGCGAGGAUGACAGAUCGCGAGUUCUUCUAAAGCUUUCUGAGCUCACGAUGAAUGUCGAAUCUCCUUGGGAGACGUUUGUGAGACUCUUCUUGAGCGAAGUAAGUCCGGCUGUCCUAGCAUCUGUCAAGAUUCUGCAGGAUCUCAACAUCUUUAAGAAAUGGAAGGGUAAUGAAAGCAGACCCAUGACUUGCGCUCAGCUAACGGGCCUCGCGGAGGGGUCCUGCGAUGCCGCUUUACUUUAUAGACUCCUCCGCCUACUGGUCUCGAAUAACAUCGUAGAGAUGACUUCAGAGAAGACCUACAAGCCCACGAAAUUUUGCGACCAGCUUGCGGACUCGGCCUUUAGCACCACCGCUACAUUCUACUACGACCACACAGUCCCAAUGUUCACCCACAUGCCCACCUUCUUCCGCGAAACAUCGUACGAAAACCCCCACAGCGCCCGCAAAACAGUCUUUGACUCGGCCCACGGCUGGCAAGGCGGCCUCUUCGCCUAUCUCGAAGCCCACCCGGCGGAAGGCGAGGCCUUCAACACACUCCAGCGGACGACGACACUCAACAGGGCCAGUUGGACGUCCAUCUUCCCCAGCCACACCCUCUUGGACAGCGGCUCCGGCGACGACGACCCGGACUCGCCGCUGCUGGUGGAUAUCGGCGGGAGCGUAGGACAGGAUCUGCAGGCGUUUUAUGAACUGCACCCGGAGACGGCGUCGAGGUUGUAUUUGGAAGAUUUGCCGUCUGUUCUGGCGGAUGAGAAGACAAAUGUGUUGAAGGAAAUCAACAAGGUGGCGUAUGACUUUUAUACGCCUCAGCCGAUCAAGCACGCCCGCGCAUACUACAUGCACCACAUCCUCCACGACUGGCCCGACAAACAAGCCCGCAGAAUCCUCGAGAUGCAAAAGGCCGCCCUGAAGCCCGGGGGCAACAGCAGGAUCCUGAUCCAUGACCAAAUCAUGGACGACGACGUCCGGGUCGUCCAUCCGCACGCCGCCGUCUUCGACAUCAGCAUGAUGGCGUUUGGCGCCGCGCAAGAGCGCACGGAGAAGGAGUGGAGGGCGCUGAUUGAGUCGGCCGGGCUGAGGGUCGUCAAGAUUUGGAGGGUGCCGGGUGCGGUGCAGGGGGUUAUUGAGGUUGGGUUGCGGGAGGGGGCGAAGCUUUGA
Messenger RNA from Colletotrichum scovillei, 1245 nucleotides. Its product is annotated as O-methyltransferase. The record is from RefSeq and is a predicted model, not a curated record. The coding region runs from base 1 to 1245 and encodes 414 amino acids. Lineage: Eukaryota; Fungi; Ascomycota; Sordariomycetes; Glomerellales; Glomerellaceae. Gene Ontology annotation, molecular function: O-methyltransferase activity. The transcript is spliced from 5 exons.